AUGGAACUGCUGAAAAUCCUGCCCUGGCAUCGUGCUGUCUUGGCAGUUGUCCUGAAUCUGCUGGCUCUCAGCCUUUCUACCACAGCCUUGCUUGGCAGCUACUGGUGUGUUGGGACUCAGAAGGUGCCCAAGCCUUUGUGUGGCAAGGGCAAAGCCACCGAAUGCAUCGGUGUCCACAUGUCCGGUGACGGAGGUGCUAGCAAUUCUUCAUCCCAGGAUGUAGUGCACUACAGCUGGGAGACCGGGGACGACCGCUUUGCCUUCCGAUACUUCCACACUGGCAUGUGGCUUUCCUGUGAGGAGAACAUGGAAGGGCCAGAUGAGAAAUGUCGUAGCUUCAUUGAGCUUUCACCCCCCGCAGAGAGAGGAAUCCUGUGGCUGUCAUUGGGUUCAGAGAUGGUCUACAUCAGCUUACUGCUCAUUAGUUUCAUCCUGCUGCUGAUAGAAAUGCUGUACACUGGGAAUCCAGUCUGCGGGCUGAAGCUCAAUGCCUUUGCUGCGGUCUCCUCUGUGCUGUCUGGCCUGCUGGGGAUGGUGGCUCACAUGAUGUACUCACAAGUCUUCCAAGCAACUGUCAAUCUGGGGCCAGAGGACUGGAGACCGCACUCAUGGGACUAUGGCUGGGCUUUCUACAUGGCCUGGGCCUCCUUCACCUGCUGCAUGGCCUCUGCUGUUACCACUCUCAACACUUACACCAAGACUGUGCUGGAGUUCAAGCGUAACCACAUCAAAGGCUACGAUGGGAGCUUCAAGGACCGGUCACAGCACCACCAGUGCUUCAUGCAGCAGCAGCACCACAGGGAGCAGAUGAGCAGCUACUACCAGCCGCGAGACAAGCCCCUCCACUCCAUCUCAGAGGGGGUCGACUUUUAUUCCGAGCUGCAGCAGAAGGUGCUUCAGCAGGAACCUGAACUAGACGAGGUCUUGGGACAGUCCAUCGGGGAAGAUCACUGUUAGGGAGGGGGGAGCAGGCUGUUUGGGAAGCGGUAGAGAGAUUGAGGUCUGAACCAAAUACUAGUAUCAUUAACAAGUUCCCUAGGGUUCUGGUUCCUUUCUUUAACACUUCUGGGGGGCUGGGAGGAGGGGAAGGCAUGUGGUCACCGCUAUUGAUGUCUCUGGGGAGCACUGCAAGGACACUCACAGUGACAUUGUGGCUUGUGCUACUAGAGCUGGUCUGCUCUGUUGAGGGCAAUGGUACCAUGUCAGUCGGGAAUGGUAAAUGCACAGGCCAUUUCCACUGGAAACUGUUAUGCCACCCACGCUGCCAUAGGGGUGCUAUGGGAGCCAUUCCAAUGCCAACAGUACCACAAAAAUCGAAAGGGUACAGCCAAGGGGACAGUACCAGCUGUCAGCAAUUAUAAGGGUGAGAGUCUGGAACUUUCCUUUUGAUCACAGCAUUUUGACCUCCAUGUUAAUAAACCCCUGAGGCUUUGGGCUAUGUAUGCCCAGCUCUAUUUGCCACACAACUUAAAAUGGGUCCCAUUUUUCAAAACACCCAGUAGGCUGGAGAAUGUCACGUCUGGCCCUUUUGGAUUUUACAGUGAAACUCCUUUUGAGUUAAACUGGCUCCAGACCCUCCCCCAGAACAGCCAGAGAAAUCGCUUCAAACUAGGAGUGUCCCACUAGAACAGGGAUAGAAAGAGGGUCUCAUUCCACACUUGCCUUCCAGUCACCUCUUCCCUCCUCCACCCAUCAAUCCCCCUUUUAAAGCAUCCUCACCUGUGGUAUCUAUCACCUCCAGCCAAGUCCUGUCUGCUCCCGUCCCCUCUGAGGCGCCCUUCUACACACUGUGCACCCAACCCCCUUCUCUUUGGGGCUCCCGUCUAUCCUCCUUGCUCCAUUCUUUCCCUCUUCAAGACCCCUAUUCAUUUCGUUCCCACACAAUCCCCUCAGAGGUGCAGUGGUGAGGUCCUGCUCGCUCUUCACUCCCCAAAUGCCCUUGAGGGAGCCCCUCCCUUAACAAAAAGCAGUCUCCCUUCCAGGCUAAGGAAAACAAUGGUCACACACAAAGGGGAUGUUG
Messenger RNA from Dermochelys coriacea (leatherback sea turtle), 2020 nucleotides. It is a transcript of the gene GSG1, whose product is annotated as germ cell associated 1. The record is from RefSeq and is a predicted model, not a curated record. Gene Ontology annotation, cellular component: plasma membrane. The transcript is spliced from 5 exons. The coding region runs from base 1 to 957 and encodes 318 amino acids. Lineage: Eukaryota; Metazoa; Chordata; Testudines; Dermochelyidae.